AUGAGUGUUCAGCAGAGAAGACUGCCACCUGAAGACAACAAUGCCAAAGAGUCUGUAGAUUCAUUGUUGAACGAGCUCGGCGACGAUAUUCGAGAACUCGCAAAAAGGUUCGGUCGGGAUGGAAAUCCGCUCCUUGACCUGGUAGAGCCCCUUCCGGUCGAGCUCAAGAAGCCCAUUAUUGAAAUGGUGGUCAUGCUCCUUCACCUACAAAAGGUGCGCGAUGAGGUAAUUCAAAUUGUCCCCAUACGUGUCGCUGCAGCGUCAGCCGGGGCCAAGAACAAGAAGCAGCAAAAGAAGACAAAGAAGAAGGAUGAAAAGAGUACAAACACCAAGGAGAACUAUGAUCAGUCUUUGAUCCCCCUGGGUGCAAAGAACAAGCUCAAGACAAAGGAAAAGACCAGCAAGACUGUUGAGACUGCAGAGAACAUAGCUCCAGCCGAAAUCGAACAAACGGCGAUCACCAAGAGUGCAAAGAAGAAGAAAAACAAGAAUAAGACUGCAAAGAAUACCAACAAGACUGGCAAUUCUGCAGAGAAUUCUGAGAACACCCAGAUAGCACGGCCUGAGACCUCUACGGUUGCGACAAAGAAGCGGAACAAGAAGCAGAUCAAGGAUAACUCUGCAGUCGCAAAGGGCAAAACAAAAGCAGUUGUUCGCCAGAAACCUGGCGCUGAGUUAUUCUCAGCCCAUGACAUCGAGUACAUGUGGAAGGUCCAGGGUUAUGCUGAGCACGGGGUGGAAAACUGCCAGGAAGCAUGGGAUAAGGCGGCGGACACGGAGCUGGAGGAAUGA
Colletotrichum orchidophilum is the source of this 792-nucleotide messenger RNA. RefSeq lists its product as uncharacterized. Lineage: Eukaryota; Fungi; Ascomycota; Sordariomycetes; Glomerellales; Glomerellaceae. The transcript has 2 exons. The coding region runs from base 1 to 792 and encodes 263 amino acids. The record is from RefSeq and is a predicted model, not a curated record.